Messenger RNA from Exserohilum turcica Et28A, 943 nucleotides. RefSeq lists its product as uncharacterized. NCBI's taxonomy places the organism in Eukaryota, Fungi, Ascomycota, Dothideomycetes, Pleosporales, Pleosporaceae. The transcript has 3 exons. The record is from RefSeq and is a predicted model, not a curated record. The coding region runs from base 117 to 803 and encodes 228 amino acids.
CCAAGUACCUAGAGCAUCUUCCCCCCCGGUGGUGCCCACGCGUCUCUGUGACAACCGCAAACGCAAACGCCUUCAGGUGGUCGGUUGGCCAUGUAGUAGAAUCCGAUACCUGGACCAUGAACGUGGCACUGAGCCGCAAGCGCUCGCGCCUCGCCAUCGAUGAGGACGACGACAUCCCCCCGCGACGGGAACCCUCCCCCGCCCUCUCGCCCCUCGGCGACACGCUGAAGAAAUCAAAGACACAGUGCGAACUGGAAGAGCUCGACAUCAUCCGCCCGGAAGAGGCGUGGCACAUCGAUGUAGACGCCAUACUAGCCAGCAAUGCGCUCGCAUCGCCGCCAGGCAGCGCCCUCGAGCCCCACAGCAAUUGGGCCAAGUACCAACGAGGCGCAUCGACCACAAUCCUGUGUGUCCAAGGUAACGUUCAAACACACUACGAGUUAUUAUGCUCCGCACUCCCAGACCUGUACCGCAUUGCGCCCUCGCUCCAGGCUUUUGUCCUCUGCCACGACCCUUCGACCCAUGUUCUCUCGCCCGACGCGCCCUUUUCGCUCCCCUUGCUCCAAGCCGCAAGCCCUCCAAACAACCACUUUGUGCGCCUGGGCCUUCUGCAUCCCCUGGGCGGAGGCAAGUUCCCGCUCGAUGCCCUCGUCGUGAUCGAUAGACAUGCGAGGAGGAGACUGGUGCUGCCGUUUGGAUGGGGCGCAGGCAAGCAUGCUACUACGCCCGCGGGACGCAGCAUACAGCGGGGACUGAUGACUUUAUUGAGGACCUGUGUUGAGCAGCUGGAGCUGGACCGCUGAUCAUACAGGGGUUGACUCCAUGUUGUUGGUCAUCCACGUUGCCUUUUGCACUACCGAGUCCGCAUGACUUGACUUUUGUAAUACUUUUUUUUUACUUCGAUGCUCGUGCAUAUUGUUUUGGUUAUGCUAGUAUCUUUCGC